Symbiodinium sp. CCMP2592 is the source of this 1503-nucleotide messenger RNA. The record is from the annotation of a GenBank genome assembly. NCBI's taxonomy places the organism in Eukaryota, Dinophyceae, Suessiales, Symbiodiniaceae.
AUGCCGCGUUUUUGCGCAGGCUUCGCAGAUCCUUCCGGCGGUGAGUCUGCACCGUGCAUCUUCGCCAAGGAUGGAUCUGGCAAGCCUGCGCGGGUGAAGCCACCUCGAGACCGUUGCGAGCUGUGCGACUUCGAGGGCUUGGGAAAGGUACUCCGCAGCGACCGCAGAAAAAGGAAGAUCGCUGAUGUGCUGGACAAAUGGGAAGCAUCGUGCUCACCAGUACUGAAGCACGUGUUCGUGGCCAGUGCGCUUUCUAUCGUGGGGCCAGAGUUCUUCGCCAAGAAGAAGAAAAAGAUGACCAGGUUCAAGCAGCGCUUCCAGAAGCAGCUAUAUCGGGACCAACUGCGCAAGGAAAUGGCGCAGCCGUGGACCCCAUCGUAUCCGAUCCUAUACGAAAGGUUUCCGAAAGAGCGGGUGGCAAAUUGGCGCGGAUGGUAUCUCCCUUCCGGGCUACACCUGAGCUUCCAAAACUUGCUGCGCAUUGGUUUGCACAAAACGCCGGUCUGGGAAGUGGAUGGUAUCAAAGCCGUCAAAGAAGGUUUGAUCACCGAGAAGCUCCCGCCCGAGUUCAUUCGCCGCCGGCAGCUGAUCUUCAGGAGCUGGUACUGGAGUUUCUCCGAACGAUGUCGCUUCUGCAAGGGAGAAUUGCGGGGUGCUGGGGUGGGAUACUGUCCGAAGCGGAGUUGCAAGCGAAGGCGCGACAAGAAGCUCCAAGCACUGCAUGCACAGCGACAAAAACUUGAGAGGUGGAUGAUCAGGAAGCACAUGAAAAUACGCGGCCUCAGCACGGAAGCGAAGUCUUUGGAAUCCAACCUGCACAAGAUUCGAUAUGGAUGGCACCUGGGCAUUGUCGGCAUUCUUCGAGACCACACAUUCCGACGCAUGUAUGGCUGCUUUCAGCAUGUGCUCACUUGUCCUGAGUCGCAGUUCUACAACUUCGCACAGAUUAGGCCAUUACACGACUUGCAACGCAGCAUUCAUCACCAACGUGUUUGGAUGUGUCACAUGCCUCUCUUCCAUGGCCCAAUACCUCUCGGCUUCUACUUUCUCGUGAAAGAGCCAGAAAUUUACGCGCACUGUGAACGGCCUCGUGACAAAGACGGAGACAUCGAGGCCAUUCGUGAUUGGCAGAUUGGUCAGCCCGGGCUACAUCACGACGUUUGCUGCUCGCAGAUUAGUUUGACGUGGCGAUUCACGCUGGAACGCUUCUGGUUGAGUGGGUAUCCAAAGUCGCUCCUGCAGAGCGAUACAUGGGGCCCUUUCUUCAAGGACAGUCGAAGAAGACAAUGGGAAAUCAAUUUUCAUGUCGCAGGAGACUUCCUGGUUGAUGCCCGACCACUGGCUGCGGAGCGGCCAGACUGUGUCGAAUGGCCUCGGCCAGAACUCGACCGCGAAAGAAUGGCGUAUCACCGCAGUUGCCAAAACUUGGCGAAUCGCCAACGGCGCAAACCACAGCCUGCAAGCAGGUGCGUGGGCCCUUUCGGCUUGUGUCCUCCAGUCUAG